AUGCUGGAGUGGCACAACUGGGAGGUCCAGCGCGCCGUGAGCGCCUUCAUGCUGGGCGAGAUCACCCCUCCCCGCAGCUUCCUCAUGGGCAACAACAGCAGCGGCAACAAUAACGCCUCCGCGGAUUCCUCGGGGUUUGGGGGGCUGGGCGGGGGAGCGUCAUCGGGGGCAGGGAUGGAGGGCAUGGUGGACGGGGAUGUGGGUGGGGGCGGGGAGGGGAGGGGGGUCGGGGGCGGCGCGGCUGGGGCUGCCCCGGGCGUUUUGUCCGUGGUCGUAGGGCUCACCAUUCCGGUUGCUGGGGAAGGUGAUAUCGUACGUCCUGUCCCCGAUAAACUACGUGCUGGGAGUGGAGGACCAACCCAAGGACGGCGGCGCGGCGGCGCGGCGGUUCGUGAAUCAGUUCGAGGCAGAGUUGCGGGCGAUAGGACAACAGGGUUGUGA
Ectocarpus siliculosus is the source of this 441-nucleotide messenger RNA. The record is from the annotation of a GenBank genome assembly. Lineage: Eukaryota; Phaeophyceae; Ectocarpales; Ectocarpaceae.